Molecule: messenger RNA, 3040 nt
Organism: Camellia sinensis
Lineage: Eukaryota; Viridiplantae; Streptophyta; Magnoliopsida; Ericales; Theaceae
Source: RefSeq, a predicted model, not a curated record
CCGUCGCUGUCGCGUGCGCCUGUUCUUUCCCUCCAUUUCUCAACCCCGUGUCCUCUUCUCUCUCUCUCUCUCUCUCCGACCGGCGUUUCGACUCUUCUCUCCCCGCUCUCUCUCUCUCUCUCUCUCUCUCUCUCAAUUUCUCGUUCUUCACUCUCCUCAGAUCCAAUUCCUCUUUCUCCUCCUUUUCUUCCAGAUUUGUCUUUCAUUUCUUCACGUAAGGUCUUGCCUGGUGUGGAGCAAUGAAACAUUGGAAAGCAUGGGAUGGCAUUGUUAAUUUGUUAGGCUACUAAUUGGAGUGAGUUCUUCUAAUUUUUUAAGCUUUGUUUCUUUUGGGUAGGUAAUGAAGAUAAGCUCAUGAUUAUAGCCACUGGGACUUGUUUUAUAUUGCAAUUCUUGAUUUGGAAGGUUGGAAUUUUCUAGUACAAGCAAGUACUCUGAUUGGAGAAUGCGAGAUGAAUAAUUUGUUGAAGCAGAUCAUUAUAAUCCUGAUGUUCAGGAUUGAUUGGAGAAAACUGCUUUUGGUUGGUUCCAUAAUUACAAUAGCUGGUGUUGUAGUUCAAAUUUAUACACUUCCUUUUCCACUGACCAUAUGGAUCCUCUCUCCACCAGAAACCCGUCUGGUAUACAAAUCCUUGAAUACUAACAUGCAUUUGAGCAAAGAGACUCCCUUGGCGAGGUUUGAAGAGUUUGAAAACCAUCCAGCUGAUCCUGGUGGUUCCAUGAAUACUUCUACAAACUUAAAUCAGUCGGCAUCAAUUGUGAAAGAUGAAGCUAAAGCCACUCGGCAGAGAGCUCGCUUAGAGAGAAGGCGAAUGAGGAUUAUGAAGCAAAAGAAUCCUUCUCCUCCUCCUCCUCCCCCUCAUAGACCCUUGCCCCUUCACUUGUUGAGACAUAUACGGUCAUUGACAUCUGAUGAGGUGCUUGUGUAUGCUAAGAAAGAGAUGGAGAACAUCUCAUCUGUCCUCAACGAUCCAGAUCCAGAUCUCUACGCCCCUUUAUUCCGAAAUGUUUCUAUUUUUGACAGGAGCUAUGAGCUGAUGGAAGUCAUACUCAAAGUUUACAUUUACAAAGAUGGAGCGAAACCUAUUUUCCAUGAACCCCAUCUCCAAGGAAUUUAUUCAUCUGAAGGAUGGUUUAUGAAGUUAAUGGAGGAAAACAAGCAAUUCGUCACCAGGGACCCUGAAAAGGCUCACUUAUUCUAUCUGCCAUACAGUGCACGCCAGCUGCAGAUGGCUCUUUAUGUGCCUGGCUCACAUAAUAUAAGACGACUAUCAAUCUUCCUGAGGGAUCAUGUGAACAUGCUUGCUGCAAAGUACCCUUUUUGGAACAGGACUCAUGGAUCAGAUCAUUUCCUAGUUGCUUGCCACGAUUGGGGCUCUUAUACACUGACAGAGCAUGAGGAGUUAACACAAAACACUAUAAAAGUUCUCUGCAAUGCCGAUGUGUCUGAAGGAAUCUUCAAAGCUGGAAAGGAUGUUUCGCUGCCAGAAACCACCAUAAGGAAUCCGAAAAGACCUCUUAGAGGUCUCGGAGGGAAACGAGUGUCACAGCGCCCACUUCUUGCCUUUUUUGCCGGAAACAUGCAUGGUAGGGUCCGUCCAACGCUUCUCAAGUAUUGGGGUGACAAAGAUGAUGAUAUGAGGAUUUAUGGGCCUCUACCCAAUAGAGUCUCUCGAAAUAUGUCCUAUGUUGAACACAUGAAAUCGAGCAAAUAUUGCCUCUGUCCAAUGGGUUAUGAAGUGAACAGCCCCAGGAUUGUUGAGGCAAUAUAUUAUGAGUGUGUUCCAGUGAUAAUUGCUGAUAAUUUUGUCCCUCCAUUAAAUGAUGUUUUAGAUUGGAGUGCUUUUUCUGUGAUUGUGGACGAGAAGGAUAUUCCCAAACUUAAGGAGAUUUUAUCGGCUAUUCCUUUGAGACGAUAUCUUAAGAUGCAAAUUAAUGUGAAAAUGCUGCAGAAGCACUUCCGUUGGAAUGCAAGACCAAUCAGAUUCGAUAUGUUCCACAUGAUUUUGCAUUCGAUUUGGCAUUCCAGGCUGAACCAGAUUCAAAUAACGCAGUCAUUGUGAACUCUUGGGAAUUCCAUUUUGUGGGUUUUAACUUCUAGUCCUUUAGAUGAUUUUGAAUGUCAGCCAAAUAGAGUAUGACUUGCAUUGGCAACACCUAUUCCAUGAAUUGAGAGGCCUACCUUGUCGUGGUUAUGGAAUAUGGGACACCAUCUGUGGGUUUUCGGGCUUUGGAGAUCAAAAUGCGCUGAACUGAGACAGGGUUGAAUGUCUGAUGAUUCGUGACAGCCACAAUGAGGAAUGUGAUGCAGGGGCUCCACUCCAGUCAUGUUCCUCAAAUGCAGCCUAUGCAGGAAUAUUCUUUUCAAAGAAUUUUACUCUUGCUUUUUGUGAUGGCCAUGUCCAUUAACUCAAGACAAGCUCUGGAUGUAAGUUCGCUAGCACACCAUUUCAGGUAAUCCUCCGUAUGCUGAUGCUCUUUUUUGGUUGUUUAGAAUUACUCUAGUUUGCCAUGAUGGCACAAAAAAUAAAAAAUAAAACAAAAUAAAAAUUAAUUUUAAAUAUUUUUUGUAUUUUUGUUGGGUCCCUAGGGGGGGUCUGGCCUGUGAAUCAAGUGGCCCAAAGUCAGUCAAAUCUUGUUCAGAAUUUAUUAAUCCACACAACAACCAGUGGAUUAAUGGUUGGUACCUACAAGGACAAAUCAAAGCUACUGCUUUAGCCUUUAUUUUUAGGACUAUUUUGGAGAGAUGAUUAUAAUCAACUUUUUGAUUAAAAACUGUUUAUAAACAGUUUUUUUGUGAAAGAGGAAGUGAAUUAUAAUCUAGAAAGUGGAUUAUCACCCACUUCCCAAAGGGCCUUAGUCCCACUUUGGUGUUCAUUUGGUUGGGACUCUCAAGCACUCAACAGUUGCUGCUCUGUAAUUCUCUACAACAUUAUUCUCUUUUGACUUCUGGGUAGUCUCUUGUUGACCUGGGAAUAUUCAUUGCCAAACUGUAAGUCAAUUUAGUUGUCUUAAAUGAGUAAUUAUUUGUUAAAGGUUA